Paraglomus brasilianum is the source of this 2922-nucleotide messenger RNA. The record is from the annotation of a GenBank genome assembly. Lineage: Eukaryota; Fungi; Glomeromycota; Glomeromycetes; Paraglomerales; Paraglomeraceae.
AUGGAUUUCUUCUCGAAGCUAAAGAAUAAGUUGACGGCUCCCAAAGCGCAGCCUAGCCAUGCCGAGCAGCUGGGAAGAUUCAAUAGUAGCUGGAAUGCAGUUAGGUCUAUGCUGGAGACGCCUGCCGAUGAUAAAGACCGAAAACCAGUACAUGUCGAACUGAUUGAUAUCCAUAAGCACCUCGAGACUAUGACUGACGCACUCUGUAACGAAAGUCUCAGUUUAGAAGACCAGAAUACUGGUCUCUGUAUGGAAGAAUUCCUACGCAAUGAUAUCCUUCAGAAGCUCGUCGAUCUCUCUGAACCUGACGUUCCAGCUGGCGUUCGUGGAGAGGUUCUCCGGACCGUCGCCUACAUGAUUGAAAUGUUAGACGAUCAGUUCCUUGUUCAACGGCCAGUACACGAGCCGACAGUAAAGUUAUUGCGGACAUGUGUACAAGAUCAACAACAGAGUGAGAAAUACCAUGAAGAUUUGGUCGAUUUGAUGUAUUACAUAUGUUGGAAGAUGAAGGGGUUUCCGGAUCUGCUUAAUAUUUUUUUCCACGACGUGCACUGGUUGACUACGCCGCAGAAAGCUGCACCGAAAAGUGUGUUAGCUCACGGUGUACAGACGAGUAUUUCGUCCAGUAGCAGUCAAGAUGGGAAUCCUGACGAUGGGGUUUCCGUUGCCAGCGGUAGUACUACAAUGACACCGUUGAAGACAACAGAAUUCACCGAGGAGCCGGAGAAACCAGAAUACGAAUUUUUGUUGUUCUCUUAUCUGUUGCAGUUCGUACACAGAGAAGGUCGAAGUGGUGAUUUCGCUCGUACUGGUUUGCUGUUUAUCAUGGAUCUGGCUCAAGGUCAAUUGGGAGAUUUCAUUUUAGAGAGUGAUUUCGCCACGAUUAUGUCUGCUGGUUUGGGUGCUCUCUACUCACAGUUGCCUCGUAAAUUAAUGGUGAAAAGUUCUACUGGUGUACUUACUAGUGCUACGUUGUUGGGCUUUGGGGAUAAUACUAGUGCGGAAAUGGACCGCGCUCGGCAGAAUGGCAUUGAAGUGUCGUCGUCUCUAUCAUUCAAAGUGCAACUAGAUUCAUUCUGUAAGCUGUUGGAAUUCUGUCAGGAUGUAUUAAACCGUUGUCCGAGUGUCGAAAUAUCCCUUGCUCUUCUUCAAAACAUCAAAUCCAUCUUUCUCGAAAAUAUUUUAUAUCCAUCAAUCAUGGAAUGCUCAGAUACAGAUGGUUCGGCUGUGGCUGUCAUAUCUUAUAUUGAUAUGAUUCUACAGUCAAUAGAGCAGGAAGAACUGGUUGAUGUUAUUGUCGGCUUUCUAAUGGAUUCAGAUAGUGACAAUGAAGAUUUUUGGAAGAAAAAGGCUACAAGCAAGGCGCAAAAACGGCAAAGUACUAUUAAUCUUUUUGCCGGGGUCGAAGCCAGUACAAUCACAUCAUCUCCUUAUUUUACCGCAGUUGGUCGAUUUACGCUUAAAGAUUUGAUUUUCUCCCGACUGAAGUCGUCUUCACAGCCAACUGUCAUUGCCGCUCUCAAAUUGCUCCACACAAUGAUUUCUAAGCACUGCAGGUACUCGCUCAGACUUCUUAGUUUCGAGCCGGAUGAAAGCGCAACGUGUUUCCCUAAACCACACUACUUGGAAGAAAUGCGCCAGACAGAUUUCUCUGUAUCGCCUGGUGUUGGUGGACCUCAAAAAUUGACAACUAUUAGUCAUCAUUCCAGAGAACUCGAUCUAUUUUUCUCGCUCAUUUCAAUAACCGACCCUUCUAAUAAAUUGGAUGUUUUCACGAAUGGAUACGAAAACUACGUUCGUGAUGCUGAGGCAAUUAUUGAAGCUGAUCUUUGUUAUCGUAAAGGUCAAGACUUGGAGUGGAAUGAAGAGGGACCAUCCAAGCCUAAAGUAACAAAUAAUACAAGACAGAAGAUUUUAUACAGUCAGAGGGGCGCAGGAAAGCUUUCUUCAACGGGAAUAUCCGAUGUUCCUAGACAUCGGUUGAAUCCCACGGAUCGGCAUAAUCCGAGUGAUUCGCUCCUGCAAAUCCUGCUUGGAGCGCUAGCUAAUUUUUUCGUAAAUUCUCCCGAAUUAAACCUUGCGCUGACCGGCGUCAUUUCUGCACUAGCUAUGUGUCCUUAUAGAUCAUUAGAGGGCUGGCUUGUAUUCAGUAGUGUCGAUCGAAUUGAUCGUGGAGAUCGUCGAGAGGCUAUGGCAAAGGAUUGGGAUAUCGAUAGUGAUUUCAAUUCGUUUGCGGAUAGGGAUGACAAGCCAAUCAACGGAACCUUGACAAAACAAGUUGAAUACUAUCGUAGCAUGAUUGAUGGCUUUGAUGAGCACUUGAAGAAACGUAGACAGGGUUUAUUGGAUACUGAGGAUGAGAUUGAUGAAAACUACUUCCGACAGCCAAUUCCAAUUAAUACACCCCAACCAUCAAGGAGGAUGAGCAAUCCGGCGUAUCCGUCAUCUAUCAGUACAAUUGUGAGCAGUUCAUUUUCCUCUAGUCCAAGCCGUAGGGGAACUACGUCAUCUUUACCAGGACGUAACCAGAAGAUGUCUUCUAUUCAUCGAGCAGAUUCUGCUCCGCCUACGCAAUCUUCAUCUAAUGUGACUACUACUCUUGGUACUCAUUCUCGAGAGACGGAGAGUAUUAAAGUGCAACCGCUGUUUCCAGCACAUUUCGUUAAUGACGAGGAGGAGGAGGAUGUCAAUGAGUUAGUAGAUGAGGAUGACGAAGAAGGCUUCUCAUCCAAAAAGUCUACGAGGACCAAGACAAAGGAGAUUAAACCAAGCGAGAUUACUUUGAGUGCCCUGUUAAAUAAUAUUGUGAUUCUGGAAGAGGCUAUUAAGGAGUUGGUUGCUAUUAUACAAGUUAGGCGAAGUUUAGGUAUCGAUGAAAUAAAAAACCCAUUGCUUGCCGUGUUUAACCAAGCAACGAUAUAG